This is a messenger RNA of Polistes dominula (European paper wasp), 1563 nucleotides long. Its product is annotated as DNA damage-regulated autophagy modulator protein 2-like. Lineage: Eukaryota; Metazoa; Arthropoda; Insecta; Hymenoptera; Vespidae. The record is from RefSeq and is a predicted model, not a curated record.
UUGCAAGCUAGACAUUAACAACACGAUAUACCAAAAAUGUUAAUAGAAAUAAUUGAACCAAAAAUAACGUUAAUGUAAAGAUUCGAAAAAUUUAAACAAUCGGUUAUAAACAAUUAAAUGUGUUUUUGCCGUAAUUGAUCAUGUGUUAAACGUAAUAAAACAAAGUUUUCAUCAUGUGAAUUAGUUCAUUUUUAAGAGAAGACGGUUGAAUAUUGAAAUUUUAACUUUCUCGUAUUACAUAGAAGGCGUUUUAAUAAUUAGGUUCCCUGUUAACCUCGAAAGUAUUCAAAGAAAAAUAUAAAUAAGAAGAAAAAGUAUUACGAAUCCACGAGUAUAACGAUGGAAACGUCAAAUUUAUCACCCACACUUAAACAAAGAAGGAAAUUCAAAGGCAUCAAAGAAACUAAUAUGAACAAUCAUCAGUACACAUCAUCCAUUAAUAAUCAUAACUCCGAUCUAUGUACAAUAGGUAAAAUUAGUACUUCUAUUAAUCAGAAAAUUCAGACAUUAAAGAACCGUUGUAAGGAGUCCAUGGACAAGUGUUUCUUGCAAGAAGAAAAAAUGGAUAUUAUCGAUUCAAACAAUACCUCAAGCGUUCGGAGAAACAAUAAUACUACGAUGAAUAAAACUAUAUUGAAAAUUUUAUAUAUUAAUAUAUUCAUCUUAACUGUCAUUGGAAUUUUCUUUCCAUUAUUAUUUUCAAUAUACUUGGAUCACGCAAAAUUAAACUUCGUAUACAUAUCUGAAACGGUUUAUUAUUAUCCUGAGAUAAGUAUUUUCUCUCAAUGUCUGAACUUGAUCUCCUUUUUUGGGGGUCUUGGUUUAUAUCUGAGACAUCUGAUAUUAGUUCAAUUUAUUCGAGAUAGAGGAGAAAAUAUAAUUGAUAAAAAUCUAAAACAUUUGUCUAAUAUCUGUAGUACACUUAUAGCGAUAAGUAUAAAUGUAAUUGGAAAUUAUCCGGUAUAUGGAAUCACAAAUAUAAUACACACAAUCGGUGUAGCUUUAUAUUUAUUUAGUGUCACCUGGUAUUGCAUUAUUCAGACCAAGUUUACCAAAAAAAUGAUCGGUACUGUUUCCGAUAUUUACAUUUAUUACAUACGAGUUACCUUAAACGUAAUAUUGUCAAUAUGUCUGCUUAUGUUUUUAAUACCUGGUCAAAUUGCGGUACUACAAUUCGAAGGUUCAGAUAAGAGAAAUUGGGGCCGAAAUGAUGGUGGUUGGUUGAUGUACGUUUUAAGUGUUAUAGGAGAAUGGGGACAUUCAUUAUUUUUCAGUAUAUUUAUGGUUUCUUUAAUUUAUGAAUUUCAUGCGAUACGUUUCGAAAUGCCUGGUAUUAAGAUAACUUAUUUAGACCAGAAAAAAAUGAAGGAAUUAAAUUCUGAAAUCGUACAAGACACGACUGUUCUUCAAUAAUAAUCGAUUUAAUUAUAAUAACAAAAUAAAAUAAUUAACAUUAAAAUUAUUGACAAUGAAUGUGUAAAUCAAUUUCAAUUAAAAUUGUUCAAAAUGUAUUGUCAUUGAUGACAUUUGUUAUGCGAGUGCAAAAUAAUUUUCAUUUCAAUU